UGCGCCGCGAUGAACUACACUGUCGCGGUCCCGGCCCUGAACGCGCUUGCCAAUCCACACGCGAAUGCCAUUGCACCCGUCUUCGCACCAGCUAUCGCUCCAGGAAACCCCCUCGAUAUAAACGACGUUCUAGCCGCAACUGACGACUUUGUAUCCCGCAACCGUCUCCGCGAAGUUGAUGGCGAUUGCGUGACUGAUGCCGAAAUGGGGGCCGCCAGAGUUCGGCGUCAUGCCGUGCUUGGCGAACACGCAGCGAGUAUGUACCCUGGUGCAGGAGCUCCUGCAUGGUUUGCUCCGGCAAUGCAAGCGGCAAUGCAAGCGGCACUUCAACCAAUUAUCCAUGCGUUGCAACCUCUUCUCCACGCGUACGAGUGUAUCUUUUUAUCCACCAUAUUUUUGUCCUGUAUUUACUUUGCUUAGCGAGUCGCGCGGGAUUGCGCGCAUCAUCAAUUCAAACGUGUGCCAACAUAAUGACUUGAUUCAAGAGCUGGUCGACAAUCACGGGGCGGUUCCUGCCAUGCUCCCAGCUGGUUUGACGUUGGGGAUGCUCAAAGCCUUGCCCUCUGCUACCGUCAACGCUGUGCUGGCUGCAUACGAUCAAGUGCCCGUGGGUGACUUAGCCGCGCGUCGCUGUCAACUUGGAGUCUGGUUUGGCUUGAAGCGAGGCUUCUUCUAAUGUGGUUUAUGGACCCAAAGCCAAUAUCGUAUUCAAGCUAACACAAGAGUUCAAUCUGUGACGCAUUAUCCACAGAUUGUUUAUUCGUUUCAGGAGUCUUUUUUAUCUUUUGUCUUUUGAUUUUUUAACAGCGGAUCAGAAUUCUGGCGUGCAUCUCUAAAAACGUUCAAGGGCACUUGAGCUGUGUUAUCGCUUUUUGGCGAGUUCGAGAAGGAAGUGGCACUUGAGCGAGGCUACAGUCAACGUACUUCAACCUUUGCUGGAAUAUUCGUGCAAGUUCGCCUUUGACACGUGUAAGUCGUCCAGUACUUGUAUUAGACUCCUUUGGAAUGACACGGAUAAAACCCAUACGAAAAAAUACUAUUUCACCAACGUUAUCUCUGAUAUUGUGUGUGAAAAAGUGCUUUCUACUUUACUGUGAUAUUGUGUGUUCUACUCAAAAUUUCCUCCGGUGGUCGGUUGAAUGAACCGCCGAGCUACACUUCAGAAUUCAUUCAUUUUAGGAAGUCGUAAUGCACCAGUCAUACUCUUUUCGAUUUAUUACGAUAUCCCGCAAAAUAAACUUGUUGGAGUAGUAUAUUUUUAUUGCGGUUUUCAGGAUAUUUUCGGCCGAAUAGCGCAGUAAAAUUUGCCAAGAAAAUGGUAUCCAGCCAUUACGACACUAGUGAUUUCAAGAGAGAUGUUAUUGGGACAAUCGGGAUAAACCGCAAAUUAUCUCGAUAUUAAUCGAAUUAUAAAGAAAUAUCAUGAUACUGUAUUUGGACCGCCCUUAUAACGUUAGUAUAUUCGAGCACCACACUAUUAAAAUGAACUUGCAGUAUAAUGAUAUUUUGAACUGUAUCAUUUACUACGAAUAUUUCGUCGAAAUCGCUAAGUAAGGCCUCGCUCGGAAAUAUUUCAUCGUUUGCUCUAAAAAAUCUUUUUCCGCCUCUUCUCCACACGUACGAGUGUAUUUUUUUGUCCACCAUAUUAUCGUCCUGUAUUUAUUUUCAUUGCGAGUCGCAUGGGAUUGCACCAUCAUGAAUUCAAACGUGUGCCAAGAUAAUGCCAUGAUUGAAGCGCUGGUCGACAAUCACGGGAUGAUUCCUGCAAUGCUCCCAGGUGA
This is a messenger RNA of Aphanomyces astaci, 1781 nucleotides long. RefSeq lists its product as hypothetical. NCBI's taxonomy places the organism in Eukaryota, Oomycota, Saprolegniomycetes, Saprolegniales, Verrucalvaceae. Bases 197 to 676 code for a protein of 159 amino acids. The record is from RefSeq and is a predicted model, not a curated record. The transcript has 2 exons.